Messenger RNA from Parnassius apollo (apollo), 714 nucleotides. Lineage: Eukaryota; Metazoa; Arthropoda; Insecta; Lepidoptera; Papilionidae. The record is from the annotation of a GenBank genome assembly.
AUGCUGUCCAAGAGGUUAUUUGGUCUAUUAAUAACUGCUUCCGUUAUAAAGUAUUGUCACGGCGGAUGUUAUGCUGUGUCUACCGAUCUGAAUACAAAAUGGCGGAAGGCCGACGUGUUGGAGCAGAUUGCUCACGACUAUUAUCAGAGCCUAGCUCUUGGACCUGAUGAUGUCGGCGACACUCAGAAGCGUUUCGCUUCCGUUUUCUCCCAAGCACUGCUCCUAUAUUUGACCAGUGACAAACACAAUGUGCUGGAAAGCGUAGAAGAUGCCGCACAGAAGAUAGGGAAGUAUUUGGACGAGCCGGCCGAUGUUAUUGGCGGGAAGUAUAGAUCAGUGAUUUCGAUUUACUUAAACGUUGUUGAACAGCCCAUAACCGACGUGCAAAACGCCUGUCCCGUUACUGCUAGAGAGGCUGAAUGUAUAAAAGCUUUGUCCAAACUUGAGAGAAAGAGGAUAGAACGCUGUCCAGAAUACUUCAAGAACAUCGAUCUGUACACCAGACUAUCAGAAUGGGUGUCAAGUUGCGGCACGCUAUAUUUUUUGCAAGAAUUGACAACUUUUGCAAGUAAAAAUUGCUCUGACAGCGCAACAAUCGACUUCUUCGUAAAGUCGCUUUCUGGAAAAUAUUCACAAACAUUCUAUAUUUUUAAAAAUAUUUUUAAAACACUGAUAACGGAACGCUACACAUGUAACACAUUUUCCUUUCUGUAA